UUUGACAUGUCAAUGAAAAUUAACAAUAGCAGAAGGGUAUGGCUUAAUCUUACAAGAAUGCAUUUUACUUCACUGAAAGAGAGAUGUUGACCAUGUAAAACAUGUAAAACACCCUCUUGCGUUCUAAUGGAGGGCACAACCUCAAGACAAGACAAAGAAAAGGCUCAGAGAACUGUAAGGUUUCGGGUGGCAUCUGCAAACAGUGGUCGCAUUUUAACUGAGGUUUUCAAGGAUGGCACAUUGACAUUGUGUGGCUCAGUGACAGACUCGGUUGACUCGGACUGCACCAGCAACUCGGAGAGCGAGCAGGUGAGCUCCCCACCAACCAGUGAGGCAAAUGGGCAUCUGUGUGGGCUGGUGGGCACAGCGCCGGAUGAUUGUGGGAGUGAUCCGGAUGACCUGCUUAUGUACGCUAGCACCAAAAAUGAGCUGCUCUUUAGCAACAAGCGCAUUAAUAUCUGCAGCAAGAAUGGGACUGUACGUGGUGUGAAGAACAAAGUCAGUGCAGGUCAAGCGCUGUUCAACAACCUUUCCAACCUCUCCAACGUGUAUACAGGUAACCUGCGUGGCAGCCGACCUCAUCUGAAAAAAAUACCAUGGGAAAAAGAUGAUGGGAACUGAGACUGGGUCUACUGACUCUGCUGGCUAUUAUAACACACAACCUUUGGUCUUCAAGAUUUGUGUUUAUGUAUUUACUUCAGGGACAGUCACACUAGGCCCAGUGUCUCAAUUACUCCUCCUGGUCCCUUAUGAUUUAUGACCUGAAUGGUUGAGAUAAUAGGGAAUAAUCAAGCAAUCCUAAAUCCAAUAUAGUAGAGAUCCAAACCCUAUAGUUAUGAACAGACUAAUCCUCCAAAUACACCAUUAUUCUAGAGGCUGUGUAAAUCAGCUAUGCCAAACCCUGUAUUGGACAUGUGCUAUUGAAUGGAUGAAUUCAAAAUAAAAAUCUUAAUGUCCUACAAAUCUGUUUUUGAUCAGUGAAAAAAAACACUUUCACUCAAAGUUACAAACGUACUUCACCAAGGAAAAGUUAUCAGAAUGGAGCAUAAUAUUUAUUUGCUGAUGUUUAUAAAUACUUUCUAAGGUUAAAUGUUUUUGUAAGUGGUCUGCUUUGUGAGUGUAAAUUAGAUUAAAUCAUUUAAGACUGUAUUCUUGGAAGAACAAUGCAUUCUUCAUAUAGUAAAACCAUGCUUAACCAUGCUCUUGCGCUAUUGUAUUUUGAAGACUAAGAACCAUGUAGGUUUGUACGUUUAUACACGGGUAAUAAUUCUAGCUUUUUCUUUAAUUUUCCAGAUGAAAUAUAUAUAUAUUUGUACCUUUAUUUAACUAGGCAAGUCCAUUUAGAACAAAUUCUUAUUUUCAAUGACGUCCUAGGAACAGUGGGUUAAGUGCCAUGUUCAGGGGAAGAACAACAGAUUUUUACCUUGUCAGCUAGGGAAUUCGAUCUUGGAACCUUUUGGUUACUGGUCCAACGCUCUAACCACCUGCCGCCCCAAAUAUGUUAUUCUCAAUGUAUGUUUUUUCAUAUCCUGAAUGUAUGCUUUUUAAGACACAAGAUACAGUGAAUUAUACUGUUAAAAUCAAUCUUAAAUAAAGUUUUAUAGCU
This is a messenger RNA of Oncorhynchus nerka (sockeye salmon), 1606 nucleotides long. It is a transcript of the gene grxcr1b, whose product is annotated as glutaredoxin and cysteine rich domain containing 1 b. The record is from RefSeq and is a predicted model, not a curated record. Gene Ontology annotation, biological process: sensory perception of sound. The transcript has 2 exons. Lineage: Eukaryota; Metazoa; Chordata; Actinopteri; Salmoniformes; Salmonidae. The coding region runs from base 127 to 621 and encodes 164 amino acids.